AUGGCGGUUCCAGGCCUGGAUGCAGUUUGCCGUCAUAUUAAAAGUGGAGAUGUCCUGUUACUGAACCGCCAGCCCACUCUUCAUAGACCCUCCAUCCAAGCUCACCGGGCCAGAAUCCUGCCUGGAGAGAAGGUGCUGAGGCUCCACUAUGCCAACUGCAAGGCAUACAAUGCUGAUUUUGAUGGUGAUGAAAUGAACGCCCAUUUCCCACAGAAUGAGCUGGGUAGAGCAGAGGCCUACACCUUAGCCUUUACUGAUGAGCAGUAUCUAGUUCCAAAGGAUGGCAAACCACUUCCUGGGUUGAUCCAGGACCACAUGAUUUCUGGAGUCAGCAUGACAACCCGGGGCUGUUUUUUCACAAGAGAGCAAUAUAUGGAGCUUGUUUAUCGAGGACUAACAGACAAGAAAGGAAGAAUUAAAACCUUUCCUCCUGCCAUUAUGAAACCACAACGAUUAUGGACAGGAAAGCAGGUUGUUUCUACAUUGUUAAUAAAUAUCAUCCCAGAAAAGUACGUCCCACUGAAUUUGACUGGGAAAGCUAAGAUAGGUGGGAAAGCCUGGAUGAAGGGACCUGCAAACAGAUGUCUAAAUCUUGACUCAAUGUGUGAAUCUCAGGUUAUUAUUAGAGGUGGGGAAUUACUUUGUGGUGUGCUGGACAAAGCUCAUUUUGGCAGCUCUGCCUAUGGCCUAGUCCACUGCUGCUAUGAAAUCUAUGGGGGUGAAACCAGUGGAAAAGUGCUAACAUGUCUGGGACGCCUCUUUACUGCUUAUCUGCAGCUCUACAGGGGAUUUACAAUGGGGAUUGAGGAUAUCUUGGUUAAACCUGAAGCAGACCGCAAAAGACACAAAAUUAUCAAGAAGUCAAACCAGUGUGGUAUUGAAGUUGUUAGAGCAGCUCUUAAUUUGCCAGAAACAGCAUCAUGUGAAGAUGUACAAGGGAAAUGGCAGGAUGCCCAUCUCUGCAAAGACCAGAGAGAUUUUAACGUGGUUGACCUGAAAUUCAAGGAGGAAGUAAACAAUUACAACAAUGAAGUUAACAAGGUUUGCAUGCCAUUUGGUCUGCAUAGGAGCUUUCCAGAGAACAAUUUGCAAUUGAUGGUACAGUCAGGAGCCAAAGGAUCCACUGUAAAUACAGUACAGAUUUCUUGUUUGCUGGGCCAGAUUGAGUUGGAAGGUCGAAGGCCCCCACUGAUGGCAUCUGGCAAAUCUCUGCCGUGUUUCCAACCUUAUGAUUUUUCCCCUAGCUCAGGAGGAUUUGUGACUGGCAGAUUUCUCACUGGGAUCAAACCUUCUGAAUUCUUCUUUCACUGCAUGGCUGGCAGAGAAGGUCUUGUGGAUACAGCUGUGAAAACCAGCCGUUCUGGGUACCUACAGAGGUGUAUCAUAAAGCAUUUGGAAGGGCUGGUGGUUCAGUAUGACCUGACUGUACGGGACAGCGAUGGCAGUGUGGUGCAAUUUCUGUAUGGAGAAGAUGGGCUUGAUAUCCCUAAAACUCAGUUCUUACAACCCGAGCAGUUUCCUUUCAUUGCUGAUAACUAUGAGGUGAUCCAGAAGACAAACCAUCUUAAUGAAGCUUUAGCAAGGAUGGAGUCACACCAAGCAAAGCAGCAGUUUAAAGCCAUCAGAAAGUGGUGGGCCAGGCACCAAAACUCUGUGCAGAGAGAAGGAGGUUUUCUGUUGUUUUCUCAGAAGAAAAUGGCAAGUGUAAAGACACAAAUCUCGGGAGGAGAAAGCAAAAAUGGAAGAGAUCCUGCUACUUUACAGUUAUUGAAGAUGUGGUAUGAACUAGAUGAGAAGAAACGAAGAAAGUAUCUAAAGAAGGCACAUAAGUGUCCUGACCCAAGUCUUGCUGUUUGGCGUCCAGAUUCCUACUUUGCAUCUGUUUCAGAAACAUUUGAAAAUGGAGUCGAAGAUUAUAUCAACAAACGAGAAUGUAAGAAGGGAGGAGGUUGUGUGCAAUCAGCACUUUCUUCUGAUAGAUUAAAGGAUUUGUUAUAUUUGAAGUGGCAACGGUCUCUUUGUGACCCAGGAGAAGCUGUGGGUCUUCUUGCAGCUCAGAGUAUUGGGGAACCUUCCACACAGAUGACUCUGAACACCUUCCAUUUUGCUGGCAGAGGUGAAAUGAAUGUCACGUUGGGUAUUCCAAGGUUGCGGGAGAUCUUGAUGGUAGCCAGUGCAAAUAUUAAAACACCAAUGAUGAGUGUUCCUGUGCUCAAUACCAAGAAAGCUCACAAGAAGGUGAAACAGCUCAAGAAACAGCUCACAAGAGUGUGCUUAGCUGAGGUAUUGCAGAAAGUUGAGUUGGAGGAAUCCCUGCACUUAAAGAACAAGGAGAACAGCCAUCGCCUCUACAAAAUCAAAUUCUGCUUCUUGCCCCAUGAAUAUUAUGGAGAGGAGAAGUGUGUGAAGCCCAGGGACAUCUUACACUUCAUGGAAACAAGGUUCUUUAAAAUUUUCUUGGAAGCCAUUAAAAGGAAGCAUACAAAGAUGUCAUCUUUUACUGAAGUCAGUACCCGCAAAGUGACUCGUAGAGAUGUAGAAGAUGUUGGAGACAAGGCACAAAAUAAUCAAGAAGCUCCAGAAGGUGAGGAAGAAGAAAAGAUUGUUGAUGCAGAACCUGAUGAAGGGGAUGGUGAUGCUACAGAAGCAAAAAUGAGGAGGAACCAGGAGGAAGAGGUUGAUUAUGAGAGUGAAGAAGAGAAUGGGGAAGAAAAUACUGCUGAGAAUCCUGAAGAUGAAGAGGGUGAAUCAGAAAAGGAAGAGAGGACCCAAGAUGCUGAUGAAGAAGAACAAAACGGAGCAGAUGGUGACAAUUCUCAACAUCUUUCCUUUAUGGCUCAGACUAAAAAAGAGAGAGCUCAAUUACUUAAGUCAGCAGAGGUGCGAGUAAAUGCAGUUCUGAACAGUCACCCAUCUAUACAGGACUACACAUUUGACACUGAAAAUGAACUUUGGUGUGAGGUUUCGUUGACGCUUCCAUUGAUGAAGGUGUACUUUGAUAUCUCCUCUUUGCUUCUUUCUCUCACACGAAACACAGUCUUACAUGAAGUGAAGGGGAUCACACGGUGCCUGUUGAAUGAAAGUACCAAUGAGAAAGGAGAGAAAGAACUCAUUCUGCACACUGAAGGGAUAAAUCUUGCGGAGCUGUUCAGAUAUGCUGAUAUUUUGGACCUGAACAGACUUUACUCCAAUGAUAUUCAUGCCAUGGCUAGGAAUUAUGGUAUUGAGUCUGCCCUGAGGGUCCUUAUAAAGGAAAUAAAAGAUGUAUUUGCUGUCUAUGGCAUUGUGGUAGACCCUCGGCACCUCUCGCUUGUGGCAGACUACAUGUGUUUUGAAGGAGUCUAUAAACCCAUGAAUCGUUUUGGAAUCCAGUCCAGCUCCUCCCCUCUGCAACAAAUGACAUUUGAAACCAGUUACAAAUUCCUGAAGGAAGCAACAAUGAUGGGUGCCUAUGAUGAACUGAGAUCUCCUUCUGCAUGCCUGGUGCUUGGAAAAGUUGUUAAAGGAGGGACUGGUUUGUUUGACCUCAAGCAACCCCUUACAUAGUGUUUUGCCUGUAAUGUAAGGAUUCUGAUAUGUUCAUCAUAAGAAGUAUUUGUAUGUGUAUGCUCUACAGCCUACAGUAUCUGUAAUGAGCACACAUGUGCUGUGUCUCUGGUCAUCUUUCCUGUGCCAGCAGAUGUAUUAAUCUGGAUACCUGAUGAGCCUAAUUUCUUUAUUGAGAUUCUUUCGCUCCUAUAGGUGCAAACAAAUGUUUCCAAAGAACCAUUUACUCGCUGUUCUAUUUUUUUUUAUUAUUUUUUACAUAGAAAGAAAUAAAAUGGAGGAGACUAUCUGGGUCUCACAAAGGCAGAAAUCAAAGUAGAAUCUGUUUAUGGGGCCUGAAUUUUGCAGGGCACAAUGCUGGGUGGGUAAUGGCAGUUGCCACGUUGGUUGUGGCACUGUUAGUACAAUCCUUCAUCAGCCAAAGAUGUGAAUACAGAAAAUUCUCUAGGCAUCUUCUACUGUCUACACGUGGAAUGACACAGUGAGAAACCUGGUAUUCGAUGAAGGUUUUUUGUUCAUAAGUGGCAGUAUGAGCUGCUGUGCAAAACAGUCCCAGAAGAGUUAUUAACAUAGAGAUUUUUAAAUUAUUUCUGCUUUAUAUUUUGUAUCAAAAAAAGUGCUUAAUAAAGGAUGGGGCAGAAAAGUGUUAGGAACACCCUAUUAUGUGGCUGUGUUACUGAGGGAAUUCUGUCAUGCAAGCAACAGCCAUCAUACUGCUGGCUGUUAAACAGAAUCUCUUCGUGAAUCAGACUUUUUUAAUACAUUUUUAAUCAGAAUGAGAUGCAUGUAAGUUGUUACCACUCUCUGAUGUUUGUUCAUUACUGUAUAGGCACAUUUUCUGCCUGAUUUCAACCCUUUGCCCUGUGUUGCCCUUAAACCAGCUGAGGAGCUCCUGCUUGCAUCAGAGCUGUGCUAAAGGGAUUAGAUCAGACACUGGGAAACGCUGAUUUACACUUGGGAAAGAGUCUUUGUGGAUUAUCUCCAUGCAUCAGACCCUUAAAACUGUGUCAAAUGCACUGCAAAUUUUGUUGAAGCUUAACAAAUGCAUUAUACCAGCAGCUCUCCAGUUUCACUCUGUGGAUUCUUUUUUAAUAAAGGAUUUCCUUUCCAAUCUUAA
Messenger RNA from Meleagris gallopavo (turkey), 4663 nucleotides. The record is from RefSeq and is a predicted model, not a curated record. NCBI's taxonomy places the organism in Eukaryota, Metazoa, Chordata, Aves, Galliformes, Phasianidae.